Messenger RNA from Eublepharis macularius, 504 nucleotides. It is a transcript of the gene TWIST2, whose product is annotated as twist family bHLH transcription factor 2. Gene Ontology annotation, molecular function: protein dimerization activity; RNA polymerase II transcription regulatory region sequence-specific DNA binding; DNA-binding transcription factor activity, RNA polymerase II-specific. The record is from RefSeq and is a predicted model, not a curated record. Lineage: Eukaryota; Metazoa; Chordata; Lepidosauria; Squamata; Eublepharidae. The coding region runs from base 1 to 504 and encodes 167 amino acids. Gene Ontology annotation, biological process: developmental process; regulation of transcription by RNA polymerase II. The transcript has a single exon.
AUGGAAGAAAGUUCUUGUUCUACUGUUUCUCCGGUGGAUAGCUUGGGGAACCAUGAAGAGAAACGGGAGAGGCGGGCAAAACGGUGUGGAAGGAAGAGAAGAGAUAGUAAAAAGUCCAGGGAAGAUGGAAGCCCAAACCCAGGCAAAAGGGGAAAGAAGGCCAUCCCAAGUGUCCAGUCCUAUGAGGAGCUCCAAAGCCAAAGGAUUCUUGCUAAUAUCCGAGAGAGGCAGAGGACUCAGUCGCUCAACGAAGCUUUCGCAGCCCUGAGGAAAAUCAUCCCAACGUUGCCUUCUGACAAGCUGAGUAAAAUCCAGACCCUCAAACUAGCUGCCAGGUACAUAGACUUCCUUUACCAGGUACUGGAGAGUGGAGAGAUGGAUGCCAAGAUCACCAGCUGCAGUUACGCCUCUCAUGAGAGGCUCAGUUAUGCCUUUUCGGUGUGGAGGAUGAACGGACCUUGGCCACUGUCUACCUCACACGAACUAGUAUCAGGGGAAAGCUAA